Messenger RNA from Akanthomyces muscarius, 1491 nucleotides. RefSeq lists its product as uncharacterized. The transcript is spliced from 5 exons. The record is from RefSeq and is a predicted model, not a curated record. Gene Ontology annotation, molecular function: DNA-binding transcription factor activity, RNA polymerase II-specific; zinc ion binding. Gene Ontology annotation, biological process: regulation of DNA-templated transcription. Lineage: Eukaryota; Fungi; Ascomycota; Sordariomycetes; Hypocreales; Cordycipitaceae. Bases 1 to 1491 code for a protein of 496 amino acids.
AUGCUUGUUCCAUUGAGGCAAAAACCGCCCAGCGAUCAGCAUGGGCCCGAGCUUGAUCUUGUUGGGCAAGUUCAGAGGCCUCGUCAGGAUGAAUCCUCAAUUACAUUCGCAAAGAAGCAAGCAUCCGGCAAGCGAUCGAAACGGUGGGCCGCCAAGACCAAGACUGGGUGUCUGACUUGUCGUGAGAGACGGGUGAAAUGUGACGAACAAAAACCGUUUUGCCGAAAAUGCACAAAUUUCGGACGAGAAUGCAGAGGCUACCAGCUGUCCAAGGACAUGAUUGCCGUGGACUUUUCCAUUCCCAGAGCUCCCGAUCACGAGUCGCUUAAAUUGGCCGAUGCUCUUUUAUACUUUGCAUUGAGAAUACAGCCCAAGGUCAUCAGACAAGAGAAAGGCUCCGGUGCUUUCCAGUCGACUAGGCCGUCUGUGAAAGCACACAUGGUCAUCUUUCCUGAUGCGUUCAUCAUGAGAACCAUCAACCAUAACAUCGUCACGAUAACGCAGCAAAAUCGCGCUCUUCCCAGAUAUGGUGCUUUGCCUUCGAUCAACUAUUUGUGGAAGCAACUGUAUGAGUAUGUCGCCUCGACGAUGAGAGAGCUCAACCACCUGAUAAAUACGGGCGAUGAUGUCGACAUGAUUUUACAUUAUAUUCUGUCCAUUUUUGCCAUCGAAGGAACCAUCGUCGACUCAGUCUGGAAAGUUCACGUGGAAGGCUUCGCCUCUCUCGUACAAUUUUACGGAGGUGUCGAAAAACUGGUAAAAACUCCAAUGACGGCAAUGGCCAUUCGGCACAUGUUCAUUUACGCCACGGUCGCCAACACAACAAGUCCCACGAAUGAUCAAGUCAUGGGCUUCGACAUGCUCACCACGGAGGAAGUCAUGUUGGUCUACUCUCACUCGGGAUUCUCUAGUUUCCCGUGUGCGACUGUGAUGUUUUUGGACAUGAUGCAAAUAACGCGCUUGCGUCAGCGCUGCGCCCGAAAACCACAGGCCGUUGAGGAUCUUGUGUCCGAGGCGCGCAGUGUCUUUCGCCAGAUACAAGAUUUCAGGACCUCCGACUGGAAAGAGACAUAUCCACGCUCGGACGACUCUAUAUUGCUUGCAGAGACUUUCAAGGCAGCUGUUAUUCUGUACGGUCUGCUUUCACUGCCCCGGCUCCUUUCGUCACAGUGCAGCAGCCCGGAUGACGACAUUACAGAAAGUCCCCGUCUGUAUUAUCGCACUCUUCUGUUCAAUCUUGUUGUGGCGGGAAUGACGACAGUGGAGCGAAAUGAGUGCUUCACUUGGCCGAUAGCCGUUCUAGGCGCCGCCUUUCACGAUGGUGCACCGAUGGUGCAAAACACCCUCCUCCAAUAUCUGGACGGGAUUAUUAUGAGGCCUGGUGUAGAUUGCGGUGCCGUCACUCUGACGUCGAGACUACGCGAGUUCUGGGAGUCGGGCAAAAGUACAUGGGAGGGGUGUUUUUACAAGUCCACGUCUGUUUUGGCUUAG